This is a messenger RNA of Acanthisitta chloris (rifleman), 774 nucleotides long. It is a transcript of the gene CCDC172, whose product is annotated as coiled-coil domain containing 172. Bases 1 to 774 code for a protein of 257 amino acids. The record is from RefSeq and is a predicted model, not a curated record. The transcript is spliced from 8 exons. Gene Ontology annotation, cellular component: cytoplasm. Lineage: Eukaryota; Metazoa; Chordata; Aves; Passeriformes; Acanthisittidae.
AUGAACUUGGAUGCUUUGUUCCAACAGAUACAGUUCACAGAGAAGCAGGCAAGGGAGAAGAGGCACUUCAUCCAGCAAGCUAAGUGCGACAUAAAUAGAAGCUAUGAAAAAAUUAACCAAAGGAAAGAAGAGCUGAGCGCUGCAAAAAUGGAAUUAGAAACUAAGGCUCAGCAUCUGUCUGAAAAGCAGUUCUGCUUAGAAAUGCUGAAGAAACGUGAAGACAGCUUAGAAAAACAGAAAGCUGAACUUAUUAAUCAAAAAAGCAAUCUUCUUAAAAUCUUGGCAGAUGCAAAGAGAAAAAUGACUGAAGAGGAAGAUAAUUUUAUCAGAGAAUUAACAGAGUUUAACAAUGAGUAUGGCCUAACAAGUAAUAGAGAUCUUCUGAUUAAAAAAAAAGCCAAGACUGAAUUAAAUGAUUUAGAGAAUGAGGCAGCUCUGUUGAAAAAUGAAAUGGAGUCAAUGGAACAUAAAAAUGUUCAGUUAAAAGCACUCCAGCUGCAGAAGAAUGAAUUAACACAGGAUUUACUUACUCUCCAAAGUGAACUCAAAGACCUUGAGAAAGCAAUCAGGGAGGCUGAAAGAAUGACAGAAGAUUUAGAAGCAGAAAAAGUCCAAGUCACUGAAAAACCUCAGACUGAUCCUGAAUGCUUAAGACUUAAGAAAGAAUUGGAAAAAAGCAAAGAUGAUAGUUGGGAGAGCAUCUGUGAGACUCUUCAAACAGAAAUUGAAAUUCUGCAAAUGAACUUAUCACAAAAGAAGUCUGCAGGAAAAUGA